CAUUUGUUUCUUAGUGCUCGCUGAGGAGGGACUCAGCGAGAGCUGCUGCUCACAGGCUGCCUCUCACUGGAAGGAUGCAGACGGUGAAAGAAGAGAUUCCACUACAGUUAAUUAAGGAGCACUCCGCACGUGCCUAUAAAUGCGAAGGGGCAAAUGAAUUCCGUGUCACUGGGAACAGCUCCUCAAGGGGAAGCAGUGAUAUUUCAAAGGUGGAAUUGAAAGAGCUGUAAAUCUAUUUCCUGACACCGGCUUGACGGUCAUUUCUGAAUCACUGGACUGUUGCUAUCAAAGUGUGGAGCAGGGAGGCAGAGUUCCCUCCUCGAGCUAAAUUCAGAGUUAUUGGAUGGAAUCAACAUGAGCGGCAUUAUGGAUGGAUUUAUGUCAUUCUGUUGAGAUAUUUAUAUACUCUUGGUUGGGUUGCGCAGAUGUGUCCUGUCAUGUCCUGGCUGCUCUGCCUGUGCCUCUGGGUCAGUGUGACUGCCAUUCAGCUGUGUCAGGCCACUUUCUAUGACACCAUCCAGCAGCAUCAUGGGACGAGGCCCGGACGAACCACCAUCCACAUGAUCGAGGGGGGCACAUGUGAAGUAAUUGCUGCUCACAGAUGCUGCAAUAAGAACCGUAUUGAGGAGCGGUCGCAGACUGUCAAGUGCUCCUGUCUGCCAGGGAAGGUGGCUGGAACCACCAGGAACAGACCUUCAUGUGUGGACGCAUCCAUAGUAAUUGGGAAGUGGUGGUGUGAGAUGGAGCCUUGCCUGGAGGGGGAGGAAUGCAAGACACUCCCUGACAACUCAGGCUGGAUGUGCUAUGCCGGCAACAAGAUCAAAACCACAAGGAACACUCAGCCAUACACAACAUCGACAUAUUAACACUCUGCGGAAAGGAUGUGAGGGAACGCCUCUGGUGCAUAGGUUAAUCUGCAGCACCAUCACAGGACCAAUUAUCACAAAGACAAUGAACCUAUUGUUGCUUUAAGAAAUGUGAACACUUCUCAGAUUAAAGAGUAAAAAGAUGUAGAAUACAUAAAGCACAUCCUGCUCAAGGCUAGUGAAAACACUGAUGCUCCAAGCUGCCUGCAGGAAACUUCAUCAUAACCUUGUAAUGAAUACAUUUUCAUCAAUUCCUUAUAACUGAGAUGGGACGUGAAUGUCUGCGCAUUUGGAUUAAUAUCUGCAAAGCAUCUGACAUCCCUCCUCAGACAUCAGUAAGACAGAUGUUCGCCAUGAAGCACAAGACGGGAGAGGAAUACGUCAAAGGACACAGGAUAAGCAAGUACAGUAGUUGACAGCCCUCAGGUUUUCUUUUCUUUUUUUUAAUAUUGUAAGAGGAAAAAUACUGUACAUAAACUGUUCGUCCUUGUUUGUGUACAUGAACUUUAUUUACGGUGGUGGUGAAAAACGAUCAUUCGAGUUCCUGAAUGCAGUCUUAAUCUCCCCUCUUGUUACUCACAAAGCCCAGCGCAGGCAAAGUUUGAGGAUGUGAUGUUAGGAUUUAAAAAAAAAAAAAAAAAGAAAAGAAAA
This is a messenger RNA of Scatophagus argus, 1517 nucleotides long. RefSeq names its product chemokine-like protein TAFA-1. NCBI's taxonomy places the organism in Eukaryota, Metazoa, Chordata, Actinopteri, Scatophagidae. Bases 426 to 866 code for a protein of 146 amino acids. Gene Ontology annotation, molecular function: receptor ligand activity. The record is from RefSeq and is a predicted model, not a curated record. Gene Ontology annotation, biological process: neuroblast differentiation; regulation of neuroblast proliferation. The transcript is spliced from 6 exons.